AUGAGGCAGCGCCCGCUUCUGUUGCACCGGGCGGCGCUGGCCACGCUACUCUGCCUGUGCGCGCUCCCCGCCCCGGCGCGGUCCCAGAGCGCCUCCGCUAAUCCCGCGCCGGCCAGCGUGCAGGGAUUCAACUGCUCCGCCAACACCACGUACCCGUGCCAGGCCUACGCGCUCUACCGGGCGGCCUUCGGGGCGGACCUCUCGGCCGUCGGCGACCUCUUCGGCGUCAGCCGCUUCAUGCUCGCGCACGCCAACAACCUGUCCACCUCCUCCGCGCCGGCCAGCGGGCAGCCGCUGCUCGUGCCGCUCCAGUGCGGCUGCCCCUCCGGGUCCCCCAACGCCUACGCGCCCACGCAGUACCAGAUCAGCUCCGGCGACACCUUCUGGAUCGUCUCCGUCACCAAGCUGCAGAACCUCACGCAGUACCAGGCCGUCGAGCGCGUCAACCCCACGCUGGUGCCCACCAAGCUCGAAGUCGGGGACAUGGUCACCUUCCCCAUCUUCUGCCAGUGCCCCGCCGACAACGCCACCGCGCUCGUCACCUACGUCAUGCAGCAGGGCGACACCUACGCCUCCGUCGCCGCCGACUUCGCCGUCGACGCCCGGUCGCUCGUCGCGCUCAACGGGCCCGAGGGGGGCACCAAGGUGCUCUCCGAAAUACUGGUGCCGCUUCGUCGGCAGGUGCCGCAGUGGCUUCCGCCAAUCGUGACCCGCAACGACGUGUUGGCCACGCCCCCUGCGCCUUCCCCGCCGCCUUCCGCCACGCCCGCCCCAAGCGACGACCGGGGCGGGGUGGUCACCGGGCUGGCCGUCGGGUUGGGCGUCGUCGGCGGCCUUUGCUUGCUGCAGCUGCUGCUACUGGCCUGCCUAUGGAGACGGCUAAAGGCGAGUGGGCGGCGAGGGGAAGCCGUCGUGAGCGGCGAAGGCGGCAGGCCUGCCAAGAGCGCGUCCGGCGGCGUUGGAGGGGAGAAAUUCUUGGUCAGUGACAUAUCCGACUGGCUGGACAAGUAUAGGGUGUUCAAGGUCGAGGAGCUGGAGCGCGGCACCGCGGGUUUCGACGACGCGCACCUCAUCCAGGGCAGCGUCUUCAAGGCCAACAUCGGCGGCGAGGUCUUCGCCGUCAAAAAGAUGAAGUGGGACGCCUGCGAAGAGCUCAAGAUCCUGCAAAAGGUGAACCACAGCAACCUGGUGAAGCUGGAGGGGUUCUGCAUCAACUCGCCGACGGGCGACUGCUACCUGGUGUAUGAGUACGUGGAGAACGGGUCACUGGACCUGUGCCUCCGGGACCGCGCCCGCGCACGGCGGCUGGACUGGCGCGCGCGCCUCCACGUCGCCCUCGACCUCGCCCACGGCCUCCAGUACAUCCACGAGCACACCUGGCCACGCGUCGUGCACAAGGACAUCAAGAGUAGCAACGUCCUCCUCGACGCCGGCAUGCACGCCAAGAUCGCCAACUUUGGGCUCGCCAAGACCGGCCACAACGCCGUCACCACCCACAUCGUUGGCACGCAGGGGUACAUCGCUCCCGAGUACCUCGUCGAUGGCCUCGUCACCACCAAGAUGGACGUGUUCGCCUACGGCGUUGUCUUGCUGGAGCUGGUGUCCGGCCGUGAGGCCGCCGGCGACGGCGGCGAUCUGCUGUUGGCCGACGCAGAGGAGAGGGUGUUCCGUGGCCGAGAGGAGAGGAUGGAGGCGCGGGCCGCAGCGUGGAUGGACCCUGCGCUCGCAGAGCAGAGCUGCCCUCCCGGGAGCGUGGCGGCCGUGAUGAGCGUGGCCAGGGCAUGCCUGCAGCGGGACCCGUCUAAGCGGCCGAGCAUGGUGGACGUGGCCUACACUCUCUCCAGGGCGGACGAGUACUUCGCCGACUACUCCGGCGAAAGCGUGUCCGCGGAUGGUAGCGGUGAGAUCGCCGCGCGGUGA
Molecule: messenger RNA, 1920 nt
Organism: Lolium rigidum
Lineage: Eukaryota; Viridiplantae; Streptophyta; Magnoliopsida; Poales; Poaceae
Product: serine/threonine receptor-like kinase NFP
Exons: 2
Coding region: 1-1920 (639 amino acids)
Biological process (GO): protein phosphorylation
Molecular function (GO): ATP binding; protein kinase activity
Source: RefSeq, a predicted model, not a curated record